Molecule: messenger RNA, 684 nt
Organism: Triticum dicoccoides
Lineage: Eukaryota; Viridiplantae; Streptophyta; Magnoliopsida; Poales; Poaceae
Product: zealexin A1 synthase-like
Exons: 2
Coding region: 1-684 (227 amino acids)
Molecular function (GO): iron ion binding; monooxygenase activity; heme binding
Source: RefSeq, a predicted model, not a curated record
AUGGUACGUUCCCCAACAGCCCUCACCACGGACAUCAUCAUCACCGUCGUCCUGGAGGUGUUUGCGGCUGGGAGCGAGACAUCGGCCACGAUGCUGGAAUGGGCCAUGUCAGAGCUCGUGAAGGAGUCACGCCUCCUCCGCAAGGCGCAUGCCGAGGUCCGGGAGGCAUUCAAAGGCCAGCACGAGUUGACCGAGGGCGACAUGGGGAAGCUAGCUACGUCCAUCGGCCGGGUGAUCAAGGAGACGUUGCGGCUACACACGCCGGUGUCGUUCCUGCUGCCCCGGCAGUGCCGGGAGGCAUGCGAGGUGAUGGGCUACGACGUCCCCGAGGGGACCAGGGUGCUGGUGAACGCGUGGGCCAUGACCUGGGACGGCGCCUACUGGGAGGAUGCCGAGGCGUUCAGGCCGGAAAGGUUUGAGGAGGGGAGCGCCGUCGCUGACUUCAGGGGCGGCGACUUCGAGUUCAUCCCCUUUGGUGCCAGCAGGAGGAUGUGCCCCGGCAUAGCACUCGGCCAGGCCAACAUGGAGCUCGUGCUUGCGGGCCUCCUCUACCACUUCAACUGGGAGCUUCCCGAUGGCGGGAGGCCGGAGGAACUUGACAUGUCAGAGGCGUUCGGCCUGGCCAUACGGAGGAAUUCUAGGCUCGUGUUGCGCGCCAUGCAACAUAUUUCAGUCACAAAUUGA